This is a messenger RNA of Anthonomus grandis grandis, 970 nucleotides long. RefSeq lists its product as uncharacterized. The record is from RefSeq and is a predicted model, not a curated record. The transcript has 4 exons. The coding region runs from base 46 to 651 and encodes 201 amino acids. Lineage: Eukaryota; Metazoa; Arthropoda; Insecta; Coleoptera; Curculionidae.
AACUAUUUAUUAUUAAUUCUGGUUCAUAACGAGAGCAGUAUAAAAAUGACUAUUAUAAAGUGUUCUUUGAUUUUUACAAUGUGUAUAUUACGAUUGACUUACCAGUUAGAAACUCCAUCUGAACCAGACAUUGUACCUGAAGAAACAAUAAUUUCAACUACCGAUAAGUCUGCAGAAAUGACGCCGAUGCCAAUAAAACCCGAAAAUUAUCCAAAACCGUCAUUAACUUGGAAUCCUAAACCGAGUUUUGAAACAAACAGCAGACCUUCGCCUCAAAAUAUCCUUCAAAAAUUAUUUACGCAAUUCUUACAACCCAUUAAGGUUUCAGGGAAAACCUAUGGACAUGGACCGAACGUGGUUGCGAUCAUAGGAGAUAAGCCUUACAUUUCUUUGGAAGUUUUUAAUAAGUUUUCACCAUUUAAAUGGCUAUUUAGCGCUUUUCAGGGUAAAAUACAAAAUGUAUGCCAGUUUUUCGCAUCUUCAUACCCUGAUGAUCCUAAUUCACCGCCAUCAACUGUAACUGUGCUCGACCAAUUGUUUGAAGAUAACCUACAUAAACCAACAGGAUCAAAGCAACAAUUUCAAGAAUACGGCUCUAUAAGGAUAUUCAACGCUCCUUUAUCUUCAAGAAAUAUUAAAGUAAAACAUUAGAUAUAGUAAAUUUUAACCAUUGCCAAGGUUUUAUUUACUAGAUAAUGACUUUUUGUAGUUAGACUUUAGAAAAAUAUAAGAAAUAAAAUCUUCAUGCUAUUCCGCUUACAUCUCUUAAGGUGUGAGCGGAGUAAAUACAUUGCCUUGAUUGUAUGAAAAAGUGUGUGCUAAAUUUCGGACAAAAACUCAUGUAAGAAAAUGUUAUGUUUUUAUUGUUUUAUUUUAUGGUGUACGUCCUUGUCCUCUUAGAUCUUGUCAUAGAUACUUCAUUUUGUAUGUUCUAGCAGUUAUUAAAGGAUGUCGUGAUUUUUGUAAAAUA